GUGCUAACAAUGAAGCUCAAGGACAAAAUUCGUCGGAAGAAAAUAGCGGAGUCUGCUUUUGUGAAAGGUGUCUUGUCAACUGGCAAGCGGAGUAGCGUGACAUUAAGGAAACACAAAUACAAUUUGUCAGGAUUUGGAGAUGGCGAUAAUGUCAGUAAUAACUCGGCGUAUGAUCAUUAUUCUGAUGCUGGGAGUGACCUCGGUGACAGGAUAUCGGUCAUCUCAGUGGACGACAUCAGUAUGGAAGAUUUUGCCAUUCAUGAUGAGGGUAAAGGUGUUGUCAGCGAUGUGUGGAGCGUGGACAGCAAGUUUUCGGUCAGCAGGCGGCCCGGCGAGUACCCAGGCCAGAGCUACGUGGUCAAGAAGUUCGAGGAGUACUUGGAAAUGAUGGCACCACUCUCCGAGGAGGAGGAGAGAAACAUGCGCGCACUCUCCGUGGAGGAGAAAUGGAAGAUAGUCUUCAAUCUGCAAAUUCGGUCUCCAAUCUACUGCGCCACAUAUUACAUUGAGGAGCUUCGGACUUACACCAACUAUGAGAAGAAGAAUAAGCCGGGGAAGUCGCCGAAGUUCACGCGGAAGACGAACAAGGACCGGGAUUCGGAGCUAUCACAGCUGCUCAGAAAGCUUAAACUCGACCUUAAGAUGUCAUAUAGCAGUUUCGUGGUCGAGUUUCUCUCUGAGCCGUACCAUGGUAUGAAGUUGCUGAUCGAUCUUCUGAAGGACCUUCAUGAGGAACAACAAGCCAAGAUGUCAGGCACGAGACGGGCAAAACAUGACCUCAUGAAAAAGUCACUGACUGACGAAUACGACACCCUCCUGUGUAUGAAGUUCUGUCUAAGAGCGACCGAAGCCUUACCCGCGCUUUUAGACCUGUCCAACGGCUUUGAGGUUAUAACACACUGUUUGAUGAGCAGUUUCAGUCGGUCAAGGGUAACGGCCUUGGAGCUUUUGACUGCGGCUUGUGACUACCCCAACGGUUACCCCAGGGUGAUGGAGGCUAUCACAUAUCUCAGGCUGAAGUUCGGGGAGUCAGUCCGGUUUAAAUUUCUCAUUGGGAUGCUCCACAGCCAAGGAGCAGUAUUUGUACAAUUUCAAGGUCCUUGCAUGAAAUUCCUGAACAAACUGAUCAGCUGCGAAUCAAAUUUGAACGCACGAGUUUACCUUCAACAUGAAAUCGUCAUGGCGGGGUUUGAUGCCGAUCAGCUCACCAAGUCUGCGAGUGGAGAAGGUGUUGAAUUUGAUGACCUUCAGAAAGAGAUCCAAUAUUGGAAGGAUAACUACAUCGAUGUGCAGAAUAUCCACUCUGAUCUUAAUGCCAUGGAAGGGAGGAACUUCCUCCUCAGGCAGGAAGUGGACAUGCUGCAAAUAUCGGUCAAGACUGCAGAAAAGGAAAAGCGGGCACUUGAAAGAAAGCAGCGUGAGUUAAAUGACCGAUGCGACGACUACCAGGAGAAGGUGGAGUCACUGCAGGAAACUGUGGAGAGCCUCACGAAACUUUACAAAGAAAGGACGGGAGCGGAGGCGCAUAAGGAAGUGACGUCACUCGAUGACGUCAUGAGGCCAAUGGAUCGUCUGGAGGUCUCGGAAGCUGAGAAAAAUGCUAGUAUAAAGAGUACACACUCACAGAACAGUGACCCUCCACCCGCCCCGCCACCAGUCCCUCCCUCGGACAGCCUACCGAACACACCCAGGAAGAAGAGGAUCACACCCAAUGUCAGUCUCCCUAUGUUCAACUGGACAACGCUGAAUGACCCACACGGGACUGUAUUCAAGACGCCAGAAUUGGGCUUAGACAACGAGACCAUCUUCACCGAGGUUGACUUCAGUGACUUCGAGAAGAAGUUCGAACUACGGACAAAGAAGGAGAGCAAGGCUAGUAAGGAGAGAAGGGAGCGAGCCCUACGAAGACUGCAAGAACAAAUAAAAUUCAUCGAGACGGCCAGAGCAAGGAAUCUAAUUAUCACGAAGCGGCGGAUAGGCCAUUCAGCACGCAUGAUCAGGGAGUGCAUCGACAAGUGUGACUUGGAACAACUGUCUGGCGAAUCUGCCGAACUCUUGCUCAAGUUUGUGCCUACCAAAGACGAGUUGCGAACGAUGGCCCAACACGCCGAAGAAUACGCAGACCUGGCGGAAGCCGAGCAGUUCAUGUUCCAGUUGGCUCAGGUCGACCGACUCGAGUCCAAGCUAAGCGUGAUGGCAUUCAUGGGCACCUUCCAUGAACUGAUCAACGAUAUCAUACCACAUCUCGAGCGAGUAACAAAAGCGUCACAUUCAAUCAUCAACAACAAUAAGUUAAAGAGAAUAUUUGAGAUAAUACUCGCCUUUGGAAAUUACAUGAACAGCAGCAAGCGAGGCUUUGCAUCAGGGUUCAAACUGGAGUCCCUAUAUAGGUUGUCCGACAUCAAGGCCAGCAACGACCGGAACAUGACCCUGAUGCAUUAUAUCGAGGACACCAUCGAGAGGAAGUACCCGGAGCUGAUGGACUUCUCAGAAGACCUGCAUCUUGACGUUGGAAGAGGAGUCUCCUUCCAAGGCAUGAAUGCUGAUGUCCAUGCGCUGAGAAAGGGCCUUGGAUUGGUCAGACAGGAGAAGGACAAGCUUGAUGACCCAAAAGCAUUGGAGGAAUUCUACGAGCAAGCUUCAACACAGGUACCAAGGGUUGGGGAGCUCUACAAGCGAAUGGAGGAGUCUUACAAGGAGGCCUGUGGCCUGUUCGGGGAGAGCUAUAAAACGAUGGAGCCGGACGCAUUCUUCAGGAUAUUCAAUGACUUUAUCGCUUCGUUCAAGAAAGCAUCAGUGGAUAACUUUCGCAAGGCACACCCAGAACAAGCAAAGGAUAUUGACUACGGUACACUAAAAAAGAAGAAACUACGGGAUGAUUUUUUUGUCGUCGCCAAGACAUGUGCGGACGUUGCUACUCUCAAUCAGAAGCUUGAACCGGACAACAAUCAGACGGGCAUUCGCGCGGCCACUGAAAGUCUUGUACAGUAUAUUUCACACACAAAGAGUGAUAGUGUCUCUGUGAACGACAGCCCACUUGAUGUUCGUGGGAAACCGGACACAAGUUCGUACAGGAGUUACGAGGCCAAACCACGCGGCCACAUGGACGAAAUCCCCACCAACGGGAGUGUACAAAAUGGCGGAGUGAAUUGGGUGAUGCAGAACACUGACUCCGACCUUGACCUGAGGGAUCCUGGGUACUUAAUGGGUUCAAGCCGGUCGAUGUCCUCAGAACAGACUGUUAGUACACUUGACAGUUCCCUGCAUUCGAAUAGCUUCAACUCGACACAGUUUCCUGGGCUGCAAGGGGAUGCGGGUUCCCCCACCAUGCCUACUCCGGACUACACCAACCCCAAUACUCCCAGCGUUACCCCUUUCAGUACUUUUGGAAGGGCGUUCGCGGACUUGGAGAAGGGAGUCUACGAUAUUGACGAGACGAGAGUCCCUACAUACCCUGUUACUGGUGCUUAUACUCGGACACAGGGGAUAACGUUCUUAUAGCAAAUACCAGUUUAUGAGUUGGUCAUUUUAGGUCCGGUUGUUUUGGACGAAAGCCAAGAGUGGAGCUAAAAUGUCGGUGGGGCUAAAAACGUUAGCCAAAACCUCGGCUCGGCCUCGGUUUUCGUCUGCGUUCUACAUGUAGCUGCACCCUCGUGGCUUUGGUGAGCAGUCAUUCCCGACCAACAGUCUAGGUACUAGAGAGCUAGGUACUAGCAUCGGCGGGGUUCAGUGAGAGUGUGGCACCGCACUGGCCAGCGAGAGGCCUAUUACCACAGUUGAGAUGAAUUGGUUUCCCAUGCUUUCAUUGUCGCUCGUAAUCUUCAGCGAUGUUUUAAAGAUUAUCGCUUUUUGUAUAGUCUUCCCUAUUGUCAUAUGAUUCAUGUACAAUGUAUGUUACGGUAUUUGCACAUUGUGUUUUAUAACAAUUAAAAUUCUAUUGAUAU
Molecule: messenger RNA, 3944 nt
Organism: Lineus longissimus
Lineage: Eukaryota; Metazoa; Nemertea; Pilidiophora; Heteronemertea; Lineidae
Product: formin-like protein 3
Exons: 24
Coding region: 10-3501 (1163 amino acids)
Biological process (GO): cell migration; regulation of cell shape; cortical actin cytoskeleton organization
Cellular component (GO): cytosol
Molecular function (GO): actin filament binding; small GTPase binding
Source: RefSeq, a predicted model, not a curated record